Molecule: messenger RNA, 3585 nt
Organism: Nymphalis io (European peacock)
Lineage: Eukaryota; Metazoa; Arthropoda; Insecta; Lepidoptera; Nymphalidae
Exons: 13
Coding region: 194-2695 (833 amino acids)
Source: RefSeq, a predicted model, not a curated record
UUAAGCAUACGUUGGGUAUGCGUUGGGUGCGCCUGCAGAACUAUUUAUGAAACAAAGUUAUUAGUGAGAAAUAUGUUUUAUUAAGUGUUAUCAAAAAGUGUUGUGCAAAGAGAACAAAGACAAACUAAUUAUUGUUUUACGAUUAUAUAAUAAUAAGUGCAUUUCGAUUUUAGUAGGACAUUACACAGUCAUCAUGUUUUGGCUAGUGAUGUUGUUGUCAGCGGCCACGAGCUGUGUGCAUGCACAGUUGACUGCACAAACAAGUGUAGCUCCCGAUCUUAGAGAAUGCUAUACAGAUGUAAAUUUAAUAAACAGAAAUAACCUACCACCAACAUCUAUGUCUGUGUUAAUAGAUAUAAUCAGUAAAAUUGAGGACAACCCCAAUGUUAACAUGGAUUUGAGACAAUUGGUUGUGGUAUUACUUCAAACAUACAGACAAGAUGGUAUUGAAUUCCAUCAACCAGGAGCCAACAUUGUCUCAUCGUCCGUGUUGCCAUUCUCACCUACAUUCCAUUCGUUUUAUCGUAACAAGUUGCUUCUAACAAAAAUUAUUCCAGGCAAUUUGCAAGUUUUGUCUAAUAAUACCAUAAAUUCUGCUUUAAAGUGUGCUCUUCAUAAUAUGAUAUCAACAACAAUUGAUGCUCGCAUUCGUGGCAAUGAAAAUACUUGUAAUACACUAGCGCAGUAUCGCGCCUUAAGGACUAUUCGCGAUAAUUCACAUCAUGCAAUGAAAGACGAUGUUGAAAUUUUGGAUCUGUCUUCAUUAAAUUCCGCAGGUAAAAACGGCCAAAUGAGACAAUUUAAUCCAAAAGAUGAUAUCGAAUAUACCGAUCUAAAUGGCAUAAAAUCUGAGCGCCAGUUACUUGGAGAGAGUCAAUGCCCAAUUCUCGGUGGCGUAGUUUCAACGCCAUCGGGUGCUGUUUCUGCUGGUAACGUCUUGGCGGGUAUAGCCGCUGGAGCACAAUUCCAGACGAUACCAAUUUUGGAACUGGCUAAGGGCUCCAUAAUCAACGAUCCGAAUAUUCAACAAUUUGUUACUUCCACUUAUCCGGCUACAUUAUCAGGAGAUUUAGCUGAAGCUGUUCUUAUUCAAAAUAUAGAAAGAGGCAGUACAUCAAUAUCUAUUGGCGCAGCGGGUAAUUGGAACUCGACGCAAGCUCAAAGAUAUUUUAUGCUUAGCAGCCGGAAUAAUAUUGAAAUGUCAGAUCCUGAAAUACGUGGUGGUAUAGAUGGAUUCAUAUUAGGCAGCCUUGUGAAUUCUGCAUUACAAGGAUCAUCAUUAAAAUUGUCACAACUUCUUGAUAUGUAUUACUCAGCAAGGAAUGGAGUAUUCGAUCCAACUCGUAGAGCUUGUAAUAGAAGGAAUCUAAGUCAGCAACUCAUACAAAAUACUAAUUUAAUUGCCGAAACCUACGCGUUUGCUGCUGCUCUAGAUACAAAUAUACCAUUGCGUGGAACUAUUAUCGGAAGGUUGGAAGAACCAGUUAAUAGUGCUGUUACCAACUUCCAAAGUUACGUAAGCAACAAUCUAAAUGAUUUAAGCUGCUUCUCUACUGAUAUAAGUUCAAAUAACUACAGACUCAAAACAAAUCUUUACUUGGUGGUCGAUUCAGCUUGGCAGUACCAGACCAUAUAUCCGGCUAUCUCGUUCCUUCUAGACAAUAUAGAAGUUGGGAAGUUUGGAUCAAGUGUAACUUUACUAAGUGCUUUUGACGGAAAUGUAAUAAUAAAUAAAACCUUUUCACUGGCUGAUUUUCACACAGAAUAUACAUUGGCGAGACAUCAAUCAAUACUGACUGGUGUGAAUCUUGAAACAGCAUUAACAAAUAUUCGAAUUAUGAUGCAAAGUGAACUAGAAAAUGAAAGGACAAAUAACUACGUAGGCGGGAACUCUACAGUGAUUCUCUUUUUACUCAGCUCCAGUGUUCAAAAUACUCAAUUAACUUGGGAACAAGCAAGAAUAUUAAAUGAAACUGUACCAGAUUUAAGAAUGCUGUUUGCUACUGCUACGAACCAGUACGAUAGUCUCUGGACUUUAGUACGCGAUGUACAUAAUGACAUUCGGACAAUAUCGUUGAAUUCUGAUGGCAAUAAUGCGGCAACAGCUAUGAAUCUUGUACUUGGAAGUAUCGAACAAGUUGGACGAAGAAUAGUAAACCCCCUGUGUGGAUCGACUUAUCCUUCUGAGUCAACAUCGGGCACGAGACAAUUCGAUGAUUAUGUAGAGCCUGGCUCCAUAAAUUAUUAUUCCAUUAGUCCUAAUUAUUUUCAUGGAGCAAACGAUAACAGGAGACUUCGUAUUGUAAGGACUAAUGCAGGAAUGGGCAGUCUUGUAGUUUGUUACUCUCGUUUCGUCACACAACCGAGACAAAACGCAACAUCUAGUGGUCAAGACGGAAAUGAUGUGAUAUGUCAAACGUUGGCAAGUAGCGGAAACGUUGAGAUCGGUCUGCAGAAUCCUUGCGAUGGACAUUGGACAAUUGGAUCAUGCCCAUUCUUCUAUUUAUCUGUAUGGUCACAAGUGCCCGCGACGACAACAACUUUUAAUUCAAUUUGUACAGAUAAUGGUUGCAGAUUCCCAUACAAUAUAAGGUAUCAAGUGCAAAUUAAUGAUUUCGGAUGUUACAGCGGUUGUGGGCGCGUUGGAUUAAGCGUUGUCCUUUUAAUUUUCACUUAUCUUCUUAAUUAUGUUUAAGCAUAAAAACUUCUAUUUCUACUUCGAUUUGUUCUACGUAACAUUCCUACCGAAUUAUUAUAUUUUUAAUUUGUUUUAUGUUAUAAAAUUGUAAUUAUAUAAUAUGUGAUAAAAAAUGUCAUUGAUUAAUGAAAAUCAGUAAGCUCUUAAUAAUUUUGUGCGAUAAAAAAUAACACAGUUACAAAAAUUUGUAAUUAGGUAUUUAUAAUAAAGCAAUUUUACUUAUUCGACUUACAUUAACACAUAAAAUUAUCUUAUUUUUUUCUGUAUCAAGAUAUUUGAAUAUUUACUUUUUCCACAAUUUCUAUUGAAAUAAACGUUGUCUUAUUUUAGGCUUAAUUAAGUUAGGUACCUACUUAUUAAUAAUUGCAUAUUUUUAUAAAGUAAGUAAAUUACUUAUUUACCUUUGAGUUUCAUAUUAUUACAGUUUACACAUAAUUUAUAAGAAAAGUAUCUGUGGAGUGUGGUGUCUUUUAAUUUUAUAUUAUUAAAAUAAAUAUACAAAAAAACAUAUAAAGCAAGAGUGGAACUUAUGACUACAGCUAUUAAAUAUUAAUGUUAUGUAUAAACAUAAUUACAAACAACCCACCGUUUUAAUUACAGUGUUUUAAAACUUUUGAAAAAUACUAAUAUGUUUAAUUAUUAUUGAUGCAUAUUAUUUCUAGUCUGUUACUGAUCAAAAGUAAUUGUUAUAGUUACCAAACUAUUUUUAUUAGAAGAUUUAAAGGUUUAUUACAAGUUUUUAUUACAUUUUUUACUGGUAAACCAUUAACCAUUUGGGCUCAUUUUAUUUAUUUUAAGAGGAACAUUUUUUAAUAAUUUUAGUAUAACAAUAACUUUUGUUCAUUUUCUAUAAUUCAAAUAAAAAUAUAAUCUGGACUACUAACAAA